GGUCCUUUUUGGUGUAAAUCUGGACUCUAAUUCUGUAAUAUAUCAAGGAAUCUCGUAAAACCGACACUUAAACGUCCCUGCGUACAAAUCAUCCGGCCAGAUUAUGAGUUCAUUGUAUUAUGCGAAUGCUUUAUUUUCUAAAUAUCCAGCCGCAAGUUCGGUUUUCGCUGCCGGAGCCUUUCCCGAACAAACUUCUUGCGCGUUUGCCUCCAACCCCCCGCGCCCGGGGUAUGGGGCGGCGGGCGCCCCCUUCGCCCCCGUGCAGGGUCUGUACCCGGGCGGGGGGGGCCUGGCGGGCCAGGGCGCCGGCGUCUACACGGCCGGCUACGGGCUCGAGCCCAGUUCCUUCAACAUGCACUGCGCGCCCUUUGAGCAGAGCCUCUCCGGGGUGUGUCCCGGGGACUCCGCCAAGGCGCCGGGCGCCAAGGAGCAGAGGGACUCGGACUUGGCCGAGAGUAACUUCCGGAUCUACCCCUGGAUGCGAAGCUCAGGGACAGACCGCAAGCGAGGCCGCCAGACCUACACGCGCUACCAGACGCUGGAGCUGGAGAAGGAGUUUCACUACAACCGCUACCUGACCCGGCGGAGGCGAAUCGAGAUCGCGCACGCCCUGUGCCUGACGGAGAGGCAGAUCAAGAUCUGGUUCCAGAACCGGCGCAUGAAGUGGAAAAAGGAGAACAAAACCGCCAGCCCCAGUGCCACAGGCCGAGACAAGGCCGAGGCGGAGGAGGAAGAGGAGGAGUGAGGGCCUAGAAAUGGGCAGAGGAGGAGAAAGAGGAGAGAGUGCGAAGCCCAGCUUUGGGAACCGAACCAGGAAACUCAA
Messenger RNA from Elephantulus edwardii (Cape elephant shrew), 823 nucleotides. RefSeq names its product homeobox B7 (gene HOXB7). Gene Ontology annotation, biological process: regulation of transcription by RNA polymerase II. Gene Ontology annotation, cellular component: nucleus. The transcript has 2 exons. Gene Ontology annotation, molecular function: RNA polymerase II transcription regulatory region sequence-specific DNA binding; DNA-binding transcription factor activity, RNA polymerase II-specific. Bases 104 to 745 code for a protein of 213 amino acids. NCBI's taxonomy places the organism in Eukaryota, Metazoa, Chordata, Mammalia, Macroscelidea, Macroscelididae. The record is from RefSeq and is a predicted model, not a curated record.